Trematomus bernacchii (emerald rockcod) is the source of this 4077-nucleotide messenger RNA. RefSeq names its product cadherin 11, type 2, OB-cadherin (osteoblast) (gene cdh11). The coding region runs from base 681 to 3143 and encodes 820 amino acids. The transcript has 16 exons. Gene Ontology annotation, molecular function: cadherin binding; calcium ion binding. Gene Ontology annotation, biological process: calcium-dependent cell-cell adhesion; adherens junction organization; cell morphogenesis. Lineage: Eukaryota; Metazoa; Chordata; Actinopteri; Perciformes; Nototheniidae. Gene Ontology annotation, cellular component: plasma membrane; adherens junction; catenin complex. The record is from RefSeq and is a predicted model, not a curated record.
CUGAACCGGAUUUCAUACCCGGAGGAGGGAGGGAUGCCACGGUGAUUUCCCUUUUUAUUCUCCUGACAACCACCUCUAUCACCACCACUCCUUUCCAUCACUUCAGUAUUGGAACCUUAUCAAGAAGACUGUCUGUCAUCAUUUUAAUUUCAUCUUGCUUGAUUGGUAAGGGGAUUUUUCUGCCUCUGCGCUCCAGCGGAUAGAAAAAAGGACAUUUUGGGUUUGUUUUUUUCUCCUCCAAGCGCACACUCCUAACAGAACAAACUGGGGUUCCCAUCAGUGGAUGUGUUGGACAUCUGAUAGAAGAAGCAGUACUUGUUGAGAGAUCGGCUUGUAUGUAUUGGGGGGGAUUUCCUUGGAGAGACGGACGGCUGCGCACGGACUCUCUCACUUCCAAAGAUCUGUGUCGCCGUGCAGAGAAAACCCUCAACGUAAUGAGCUAAAGGCUCUGUGAUCAGAAGAGAGAAGGAGAUUACCAAUCGUACGAAGAAGAACAACAACAACAAUAACAAGGAAAAGAAAGUCCAUAUCGUGGAAGCGGGUGAUGAGUAUCCUCACCAACAGGCUCCUUCUCAGCUAAUGAACUAGGAAGACCAUCAUUUUGUCAGCAGACACAAGAUAUCACCUCGGUGGGAGCGGCGCUCCACUGAGAGGAAGCAGGAAGUGAAGUGAACGUUGAGAUGCUGGCGAUGAAGCGGACGGGCCUCGGCUCGCUGAGGGUCUUCCUGCUGUUGGUGGGAAUCUCAGCGCUGUGUAGCGUGGCGUUAGGAACCAGGAGAGGAAACACUGCCCUGGACCACAGGGGCCACAGACACAGACAUUCAGGUCACUCGUCACUGCACACACACAGACAGAGGACAGGGAAGGAGGGGCAGGUUCUGCACCGGUCCAAACGAGGAUGGGUCUGGAACCAGUUCUUCGUCAUUGAGGAAUACACUGGGCCUGACCCGGUGCUGGUGGGCAGACUCCACUCAGACGUAGACUCCGGCGUUGGCAGAAUAAAGUACAUCCUGUCGGGCGAAGGUGCGGGAACGAUCUUUGUUAUCGACGACAAGACGGGAAACAUCCACGCCACGAAGACGUUGGACCGCGAGGAGCAGGCUCAGUACACGCUCACAGCGCAGGCGGUGAACCGAGACACCAACAAACCUCUGGAGCCGCCCUCAGAGUUCAUCGUGAAGGUCCAGGACAUCAACGAUAACCCUCCAGAGUUUCUACACGGGCCGUACUAUGCCAGGGUGCCUGAGAUGUCCAAUGUUGGUACGUCCGUGAUGCAGGUGACGGCGACAGAUGCAGACGACCCCACCUACGGGAACAGUGCCAGGCUGGUUUACAGCAUUCUGCAAGGACAGCCGUACUUCUCUGUGGAGCCGCAGACAGGUAUAAUUCGCACUGCGCUGCCCAACAUGGACCGUGAGGCGCGUCAGGAGUACGAUGUGCUGAUCCAGGCCAAAGACAUGGGGGGUCACAUGGGGGGGCUGUCCGGCACCACGGAGGUCAAAAUCACCCUGACAGACGUCAACGACAACCCUCCAAAGUUCCCACAGAGUGUUUAUUCCAUGUCGGUGUCAGAGGACAAAGUGCCGGGGGAGGAGGUGGGCCGCCUGAAGGCCAAAGACCCUGACAUGGGGGACAACGGGAUGGUGAACUACAAACUGAUAGACGGAGACGGGAUGAACAUGUUCGAGAUGAGCACCGACUCUGAGACCAGAGAGGCUGUGAUCAAACUGAAGAAGCCCGUGGACUUUGAGACGAAGAGGUCUUACACUUUGAAGGUGGAGGGAUCCAACCCUCACAUCGACCCUCAGUACGUCUCAUGGGGGCCGUAUAAGGACGAAGCCACAAUAAAGAUCUCAGUGGAGGAUGCAGAUGAGCCUCCUGCGUUCGUAGCUCCCAGUUACACUUUUGAGGUAGAAGAAAACGCGCCUGAAGGCACCUCGGUGGGACGAGUCCACGCAAAAGACACUGAUGUUGCCAACAAUCCCGUCAGGUACAUGAUCCCUCUGUACACAGAUAUAGAGCAGUUCUUCAGCAUAAACCCAGAAGACGGCAUGAUCACCACGAAAAGACCCCUGGACAGAGAGGCACAGGCCUGGCAUAACAUCUCUGCAUCUGCCACAGAGAUAGGAGGACAUCACCAAGACACCAAAGUGCGUGUGAACAUCAAAGUGAAAGAUGUAAAUGACAACGCCCCAGAGUUCGCCACCAACAACGAAGUCCACAUGUGUGAAACUGUUGUGCCGGGAAAGGUUAUUGAAACAGUGAGCGCCGUGGACAAAGACUUGAUGGCUCACAGACAACACUUCACCUUCAGGCUCGCUCCGGAAGUCGCCCACAACCACAACUUCUCCGUCAAAGACAACAGAGACAGCACAGCCAGCAUCUAUGUUCUCCGUAAAGGAUUCAGCCGCGGGACCCAGGAUGUGUACUACCUUCCCAUCGAGAUAAACGACAACGGCCUGCCCUCCAUGAGAAGCACCAACACCCUGACCAUCAGAGUGUGCUCCUGUGACUCCAGAGGCACCAUCCUGUCCUGCAACGUGGAGCCGUAUGUCCUCGCAGCGGGGCUGAGCACCGGUGCGCUGAUCGCUAUCCUGGCCUGCAUCGUCAUUCUGCUGGCAAUCGUUGUGUUGUUUGUUGCGUUGAGGCGUCAGAAGAAGGAGCCAUUGAUAGUGUUUGAGGAGGAGGACAUCAGGGAGAAUAUCAUCACGUACGAUGAUGAAGGAGGCGGUGAGGAAGACACGGAGGCUUUCGACAUCGCUACACUGCAGGUAUCUCAAAAAAACCCAGACGGUGCCAACGGUUUCCUGCCAAGAAAGGACAUCAAACCGGAGCUCCAGUUCCCCCUGAGGCCCGGCGGCGGCCAUACUGGACACAGCGUGGACGUUGACGACUUCAUCAAAACGAGGAUUGCGGAGGCCGACAGCGACGCGACGGCACCGCCCUACGACUCCAUUCAGAUCUACGGAUACGAGGGCAGAGGAUCUUUGGCGGGGUCGUUGAGUUCCCUCGAGUCCGUCACGACCGAAUCUGACUUGGAUUAUGACUACUUGCAGAGUUGGGGGCCGAGAUUUAAGAAGCUGGCGGAUUUGUACGGGACCAAAGACUGCUUCAUGGACGAUGAGGAUGAAGAAGACUCUUAACAGUGGUCUUACUGAGUGGACGCCCCCUUCUGAUUUAUUGAUUCCAUGAGGAUUUGUUAACUGAGGGUUAACACUCCCCAGUACCCACUUGUUACCAACCUGAUCAGUACAUGCCAAUGUGUCAACGGACGUUCCUUUCCAUGGUCCUCCAAGACGAUUUGUUAAUGAACACGUGAAGAACGCUUGGACUACGCUACCACUUUUUCCCCAAAUGUCUCCAGUAUGUCUCUUUCCCCUUUCUCUUUCUACAGACUCGAGCAUUGCAGGGCUGGGAGAUUUGUUAUGUCACCAGUUUGUCCGUUGGAAAGUAAAUGUUGGGGAAAAAAUGUUGCUGUGUGAUCAAAAUGAGCUGCUUUUAGCUAACUGUUUAGUUUCUUAGAGGUUCUACACUUUUCUGGACUGGAUUGACGUAGGUCCUCGAUGGAUCCCCAGAGAGAUUUUACCUUGACAAGUUUCUGAAUGGGGUGUAUAUCGAGGAAGAAAAGCUAAUUAAAAUAAAAAGUUAGCAUGGGAUCCAGCAGCUGCCUGAUGUUAUGGAAGAGAAGUGUUUAUGUGUCGGUGGGGGUGAAACAAAAUGCUUUUCCAAUGUGUUGUUGUGUGUGCAGAUUCAGCAGGUACUGUGGUUUAGAUAGCGUGACAGACUCUGGGUUGUUGAUACUCUGAAGGCGCUCGCAGCAUCUUCACAGUAUGGUGGCCUUAUAAUAAAUAAACAACAACUCCAGGGGUAAACAGAACAAGAGUAACAAUAGAGACCGCGAGCUUCAGUAGCGGCACGCAGACAAAUGAACUCACGAGGACUGUCUGAGUGUCUGUGAAAAUGCUACCAACUCUUUUUUUUAUACUCCCAAAAAGACUCAACAUGGAUUUGAUUUGUGGAUGACUCCAUGUUUUUCAUUCUUCACUGCAGAGAAGAUGUGAAAAGAAAAAGCUGCCC